AUGCGUCACUUCGAUGCCUGGUUGCUCCGCGAUCCCUACUCCAUCUUCCACUACUAUCCCACCGGUCGACGAUGGCAAGAGACCGUCCGUGAUCUGAUUCAGGAACGCAAAAUCUGUUCUCCCUGUCUGGACCCGCCGUAUUCCUCCACUACCACCCCCAUCGAGCCGUGUGCGCUUCCCAUGGCCUCGCAGUCCGACUGCGGCCUCCUCAGCCGACUGCCCCCUGAGAUCCGUCUGAUGAUCUACGGCUACGUCUUCGGUGACGAGGCCGUCCAUCUGGUGCAGGUCAAGAACAAGAUCCGUCACGUCCGCUGUCGUCAUCCCGUCUCCUCGGUUGACCAGAACCGUCGCUGUUGCCCUUCCACUCCGGCCCACUGGCGUCAGGAGAGUAAUAAGAAUCAUAAUAAUAAUCAACAACUUCAUCAUCACAGCGCCAUGCUGUACCCGCACACCCACGCCGACCUGCCCUCUGCACUGAGUAACUCGUCGCUGGCGCUGCUGCGCUGCUGUCGUGCCAUCUACGCCGAGGCCGCCGACAUCCUGUACGCCAACGUCGUCUUCGACGUUGACGACCUGCACACCUUCAUUGCCUUCUCGCGGACCGUGGGGACAGACCGGCUGCGCUCCAUCCGUCGUCUCACCGUGCAAUGGUCUCCCGUUUGGCAGCCCAUGGCCGGCCACGAGCAGCCCUCGUCCAUCUUCGCCCACACCCAUAACGACCGACUCUGGUCGCUCUUCUGGUCGCGCGUGGCCGCUCUGCGCGGUCUUGAGGAACUCCAUCUCAGUGUCGAUCUGGGUCGGUUCUCUGGCACCCCCGCCGGUGGCCUUAUCGCCGGGAAACAGCGACUACGUCUGGCCAUCGACGAGCCCUGGGUAGCCCCCAUGUUGUGCGUCCGUGGUCUGCAGUCCUUCGAGUUGGGUAUCACCGCCCGCUGUGACACUUACGCCAAGCGUGUGCUGGAGGGCGAUUUGGUUCGCGACGCUGUCACUCUGCGCGAUCAUCUCCGUGCCAUCCUCUGCUCGCCCCCGGGGUCAGUCCCAUCCAUCCCCGGUGUUCAGCUGCAAUUGAAGCGUCCCUGUGGAAUCGACGAGUUGAAUGAGACCGUCAGGCCAACGGUGCGUCCUCGUCUGGCUAUCACUGCUGCUUAA
This is a messenger RNA of Aspergillus tanneri, 1149 nucleotides long. RefSeq lists its product as uncharacterized. The record is from RefSeq and is a predicted model, not a curated record. The transcript has a single exon. Lineage: Eukaryota; Fungi; Ascomycota; Eurotiomycetes; Eurotiales; Aspergillaceae. The coding region runs from base 1 to 1149 and encodes 382 amino acids.